Lingula anatina is the source of this 3523-nucleotide messenger RNA. Its product is annotated as mediator of RNA polymerase II transcription subunit 17-like. The record is from RefSeq and is a predicted model, not a curated record. NCBI's taxonomy places the organism in Eukaryota, Metazoa, Brachiopoda, Lingulata, Lingulida, Lingulidae. Gene Ontology annotation, biological process: regulation of transcription by RNA polymerase II. Gene Ontology annotation, molecular function: transcription coregulator activity. Gene Ontology annotation, cellular component: mediator complex; core mediator complex.
ACGAACAAAACCAUGGAGAGUGUGCCGGUCAGUGUAGAGACAAUUUCGGAAAAUCAGAUCCAAGAAAUUGGACUGGAUGGCACAGAAUUUUAUGUACAGCCACUUUCUAUGUCAGAAAACCUGACCAAGUUGGCACAUAAGAUCGACUUCUCCAAAGAUGAAAGUGAAGAGAAAGGAAAACCCACCUCAGAGGGAGGGACAGAAAUCACAGAGGAAGAGAAAGCCCUGGCUAAGUUCCAGCCUUCACUGUGGCCUUGGGACUCAGUCAGGACUAAACUCAAGAACUCCCUGACAGAGAUGAGUGUGUUACUCGAUGUAUUAAACAUAGCCAAGGAGAGAAGAUACAUGGUGCUAGACCCUGUACAACAAGAGCCUCCUGAACAGAGGCCAGCAAUGCUACUCAUGGCUAAGAAAAAGGGUUUACAAGAGGCUGCCAGCAUCUUACUGGAAGGAGCUGAAAGGUUAAGGAAAUCUCAACAAGAAAAGAACCAAAACCGAGGUCAGCCUGAUUUCCACACUGAGCUGAGAAAAUUGAGACAGCACUGGAGGCUGAAGAAAGUGGGGAACACCAUACUGGGGGAUCUUAGCUACAAGUCUGCUGGUUCCAGGUUUUGGCAGAGUGGGACAUUUGAGGUGAUCAAAAGUGACCUGGACGAAGACCCCCCUCCAGCACCCCCCAGUAAGGCUCAGCUCCCCAGGAGCCCCCUCAGAGUAGUGGUGCCCAGUGAACUGGAUGGUGUGGCCUACAUACAGGUGGCGCUGAAGAGAGCAGCUGAUUCUGCAGACUUUAUGAGUGCCAAUGUGACUAUGCCCUCCAGUUCAGCAGGUAUACCCGAGGAUGCCCCCUGGCAGAGAAAGUUGGAAGCAGCACAAAAUGUGAUAUUUUGUAAAGAAUUGUUUGCACAGCUGGCAAGAGAAGCAGUGCAGUCCCAGUCCAAGAUACCAAAUAUUGUAGUAGGCAACCAAAUCAUAGUGCCUCUUUUCCCAGGCAUUCAACUGACUGUCACAUUGAGUCACAUUACAGGAAGGGAGAAAAGGACUCCAGGUCUCCAUCACAAGCAGGUCCACAACCAGGUGUUAGAGCACUCUCUGCACCAGUUACUGAGGGAGAUGCACCAUAAGAACAUCCAUCAUCCCAUGCCCCACCCCGUCACCGCCUCCCUGGGGGUCAGCAAGAGGCGACGGCUGGCUGGACCACAAGCCUUCAGCAAACAGGAGUUAUCUGACAUGAUGGAAAGUGAAUCUCUGCUGGACCAGAUUAUAAACCAGGCCAAACACAUGAUACUAAGGUCCAAAACUAUGCAGCUGAUAGAUCAUUUGACCAGAACUCUUCAGGACCCACAGUUGAUGGCUCACUGGAACACCACCAGUACAGCUACACAGGCCUCAUGUAGAGUGGACAUCACUUCACUGGGGUAUGAGAGUAUCAGGACUUCCUUCUAUCUCACAGUUGGAAUGGAGUCCAUAAAAGCAGAGUGUAGGGAUGGACGCAUCAUCACACUGUCAUAUGAACAGGGAGAGUUACGAGACUUGGUACUAUCUCAGAUGUACCAGCACCAGGUGACCAUGGCCCAGCACCUGUGUAAGUUGUUGGGCUGGCAGGUGCUCUCUAGCAGUCUGCACCUGGGGCUGGGGAACAUGGAGCCCCUGGGGAGCUACUCCAGCAUUAUGAUGGCAUCCCCCUCGGGUCAAAGAGUGCUGUCUAUAAAAACUGGCCCAACCACGGGAUCCAUGGUGUAUGUACAGCAUUGCCCUAGGAAAGGGGAGGAGAACAACAGCAAAAACAUUGUGACAGAUCCAAAGUGGGACUGCCUAGGGGGAGAAUUCCAGAGUAUCAACUAUCAGAAAGUGGAAGGAAGGAACUUUGUUAGUAAAAUUGAAACUUUAAUGGCUUCCUUACCAUGACUGGUGUUCAUGAUUGAAAAAAAAUUGAUUUACAUUGACAUAAGGCUACAGAAUGCCCCUCUGGCAAGAGAAGCAGUGCAGUCCCAGUCCAAGAUACCAAAUAUUGUAGUAGGCAACCAAAUCAUAGUGCCUCUUUUCCCAGGCAUACAACUGACUGUGACAUUGAGUCACAUUACAGGAAGGGAGAAAAGGACCCCAGGUCUCCAUCACAAACAGGUCCACAACCAGGUGUUGGAGCACUCUCUGCACCAGUUACUGAGGGAGAUGCACCAUAAGAACAUCCACCACCCCAUGCCCCAUCCUGUCACCGCCUCCCUGGGGGUCAGCAAGAGAAGGCGGCUGGCUGGACCACAAGCCUUCAGCAAACAGGAGUUAUCUGACAUGAUGGAAAGUGAAUCUCUGCUGGACCAGAUUAUAAACCAGGCCAAACACAUGAUACUAAGGUCCAAAACUAUGCAGCUGAUAGAUCAUUUGACCAGAACUCUUCAGGACCCACAGUUAAUGGCUCACUGGAACACCACCAGUACAGCUACACAGGCCUCAUGUAGAGUAGAUAUCACUUCACUGGGGUAUGAGAGUAUCAGGACUUCCUUCUAUCUCACAGUUGGAAUGGAGUCCAUAAAAGCAGAGUGUAGGGAUGGACGCAUAAUCACACUGUCAUAUGAACAGGGAGAGUUACGAGACUUGGUACUAUCUCAGAUGUACCAGCACCAGGUGACCAUGGCCCAGCACCUGUGUAAAUUGUUAGGCUGGCAGGUGCUCUCUAGCAGUCUGCACCUGGGGCUGGGGAACAUGGAGCCCCUUGGGAGCUACUCCAGCAUUAUGAUGGCAUCCCCCUCGGGUCAAAGAGUGCUGUCUAUAAAAACUGGCCCAACCACGGGAUCCAUGGUGUAUGUACAGCAUUGCCCUAGGAAAGGGGAGGAGAACAACAGCAAAAACAUUGUGACAGACCCCAAAUGGAACUGCCUAGGGGGAGAAUUCCAGAGCAUCAACUAUCAGAAAGUGGAAGGAAGGAACUUUGUUAGCAAAAUUGAAACUUUAAUGGCUUCCUUACCAUGACUGGUGUUCAUGAUUGAAAAAAAAUUGAUUUACAUUGACAUAAGGCUACAGAAUGCCCCUGUUAGUUUUAAAAAGUGCAGAAUGGAGAUUUCUGGUUGGUGUUCUUCAGUUUGCUGGAACAGCUUGCCAUGUUAAAAAUCCAGGAGAAUAAACUGAUUUUAAGCUUUAAUGCACUUAAUACCAUGUUCAUUAUGGAUUACCAACCAGAAAACAAAAUUGUAUUGUGGCACAGGAACAAGGGGGUAUUCCUUGAAUACCAUCAUGUGGUAAAUAGGUCUCACUUGUUUGACUGUGGAGAUUGGAAGUGGAUACCCAAUAUUACACUUCUCUACAUAAAAGUAUGGAACCAACUUCAACCACGAAAUCUCAAUGUCAUACGUGAUUCCAGGCACUGUGAACAAGUUAAAUAUAAAAUAAUAACAUAUUGGAGUCAUUCAUUUUUUUGAAGAUUUCAGCAAUGUCAUUUGUGAAGGAAAUCACAAAACAGCAGAUUUUGCUGGAAAAAGUUUUGUAUGUGCGAUGUAUGUAUGCAUGUAUGUUAUAAUGUAUGUACGAUCAU